Molecule: messenger RNA, 597 nt
Organism: Cyphellophora attinorum
Lineage: Eukaryota; Fungi; Ascomycota; Eurotiomycetes; Chaetothyriales; Cyphellophoraceae
Exons: 1
Coding region: 1-597 (198 amino acids)
Source: RefSeq, a predicted model, not a curated record
AUGGAGGAAGCCGACGUUACUGAGGACGACGUGCUCAGGGACGACCUCACUGCUCCGGACACCGAACCACAACAACCCCUCUCGCGAAGCGAUGACGCCGAGCAAGACAGUCCGUUGGCUGAUGCACUCGUCGAGCUGGAUACUGACUUGGGCAAUACAGCAGCAGGCUUGACAGACAUGGAAGUGGACAUCGAGCGCGUCGACGAUACAGCAAGUCCGAAAGAUCAAAAUCAAUUGGUCGAGGACGAGGACGACACGGCCAUAACAGCUGCAUCGGCUAUCAGCCCACCCACCGCGCUCUCUAGCCAUGACAUUCCGCCGAGUCCAGUCGAAACACAGCCGAGGAGCUUGCUUCUAAGCACGCCACGUGGCCCACGGAUCGACACCGAAGAUGGUAGUUUCAUAUCAUCAACCGCCAGUUCAACGCGUUCGUACGCAUCCGCGAGAUUCACUAGCUUCAACCUGGGCUACGCUCCGGUAUCGCCGGUCGUGAGCACUGUUUCGGCGUCAUUCUCGGAGGCGGCAGGUACGUUCAGUAGUCCGCGCAAGGACAGCCCGCGAUCAGCAACGACGCGCUUUAUGAUGAUGCGACCCUGA